Mizuhopecten yessoensis (Yesso scallop) is the source of this 2511-nucleotide messenger RNA. RefSeq names its product RCC1-like G exchanging factor-like protein. The record is from RefSeq and is a predicted model, not a curated record. NCBI's taxonomy places the organism in Eukaryota, Metazoa, Mollusca, Bivalvia, Pectinida, Pectinidae. The transcript is spliced from 12 exons. Bases 100 to 1488 code for a protein of 462 amino acids.
GAUGGCGGCGCCCAUUGGGAACACGAUUCCAAUCCUUUUCAAAGACAUUUGUUAGCCGUUCUCUCAUAAACAAUAUUGUCAUUUCAUACGAAGGGACAUAUGAUAAAAAGUUCCACCAUGCUAUGUAGGAGAUGUUUUCUCCAAACAUCAUCGAUGCUAGAAGACCUGUUCUACAUGCAGAAACGAAACAUGCAAAAAUGGAAGAAAAAACUAGAGAUCAAUGAACAAAGGAAAAAACAAGUGUUUCAAUAUGUGAGAGAAAAUGCCAAGCCUACAGAAAGACUGUAUGUUUGGGGAUGUGCAACUACAGGGUCUCUUGGGAUAUCUUCAUAUCUUAAACCAGGCAAAGGGCAGAACAUGAUGCUAUGCAUGCGAAGACCAGCUCGAAUGAAAUUCUUUGAUGAUCAUGGCAUUAAGGUUACAGGGGCAGCGUGUGGGUAUGGAUUUACGAUAUUUCUAACAAAAACAGGAAAAGAGCAUCGUGUGUUUGGAACGGGGAUCAACACCAACUCUCAGAUAGGCUUCCACAGAUUACACCAUGAAAAAGGAAAAGGACUUGACUACAUAAUAGAACCAAUAAAGAUUGAUAUUCCAUUUGAUAACCCAGAAACCACCAAAGUGACACAGGUUGCAUGUGGACGUGCUCACACGAUCUUACUGACAGACAAUGAAGGGGUGUACAGUAUGGGAAACAAUGCUUAUGGUCAGUGUGGGAGGACCAUCGUGGAGGGUGAACUUUACAGGUACAGCUCACAGAUCCACCGGAUAAAGGAUUUACCGGAUAACGUUACCAAGGUUGUUUGUGGACAAGAUCACACCUUGUUUCUGACCGCGGCUGGAGAGUUGUACAGCUGUGGGAUGGGAGCUGAUGGACAGACAGGUCUAGGUCAUUAUAACUCUGAGCACCGUCCAACCCUAGUACAAGGUGACCUUCAAGGUGUCAAGGUGAAGGACAUAGGUGGCGCUGUGGACUGUGUGCUGGCCGUAUCCGAUAAAGGAGAACUUUUUGGUUGGGGAAACUCGGAAUACAACCAGCUGUCGAUGAUUACAGAACACACACAGGUCAAUGUACCCAGACAUUUACCUGUGCACAGCUGUGGGAAAGUAAAGAAGGCGGUCGCUGGAGGAUCCAUGUGUGCAAUGUUAACAGAAAAAGGCCAUAUGUAUGUGUGGGGAUACGGGAUUCUGGGGAAAGGUCCAGAUUUGGAAUCAGCAGAAACUCCUCAGAAAAUACCACCAGCAUUAUUUGGACAAUACGAUUUGGAUGCGCAAAGUAAAUUGGUGGAUCUAGCGUGUGGUAUCGGACACUUCCUGGCCUUGUCAGACUCAGGAAAUGUGUAUGCCUGGGGAAAGAAUAGGAGUGGUUGUUUAGGAUUAUAUGUACAGCGAGACCAGUUUUAUCCUCUCAAGGUGUCAAUGCCAGCAGAAACCUACUCUAUAGUUUGUGGGGUCGACCACAAUGUGGCUUUCUGUAAAUCCUUUGUAUGACCAGUGGGAACAGAAUCCAAUACUACAGACAAUAUAAAACUUCAGGAAAUUACUGUGUGUUAGCCAGAAUAAAGCAUGAAUUAUAGGUUCUGAUUUAGGAUUGCUGGAAAUAUAGGCAGUGCCAAAAGACAAUUCACUAAAAUCAGACCCUCAAGCCACUGUAAUACUUUAUAUGGAGAAUCUGAGGUACAGAAAUAAUUCAUUGUUCUGGUGGAGGUAUUGAAAACCUACAGGAUCCUAACAAUAACAGCAUACAGAAUUCCAAGAAUAUCAAUUAAAACUGAUUUAUUUUACAAGGAUUAUGAAAAAAAAAAUCCAACUUGUGUUUCUCACUCUUGUUAUCCUGGAUGGAGGUGCACAAUGGGUUUUAAUGUGACAGAAAACCAAAGUACACAGAAAAAACCCACUAGUGGGGCAGGUGACCCAACGCCGUUUCUUGUAUGAUUAGGGAACUGAACCCUGUCCAUCUUGGUGAAAGGCGAGUGUGUUAUUCUCGGCGCCACCAAACCACCCUUAAUAUAUAUCUACAGGUUUCCGGGAAUACAAUAUGGCAGCUGUCUUCUGUUAGUCAACCUUUACAUUAAAAGACUACUACUAGUCCAGAAUGUAUAGAGGGAUUUUGAUUAAAAUUGAAAGACAGAAUCCCUGGGCCAGGGUGAUUAAAUUUUCAACAAUCAAAUGUUUUCCUCCCUCCUCCAUGGGAAGAGGAGUACUCGAUGCCCAGCAGAGUAAAUAUAUGGAUAAAACUAUUUUAAUAAAGGAAAACAGAUUUAAAAUUAAUUCUGUAUGAAACAUCAAGAAUUACUCAGACAGGUUUUAUUUGAUCCAUAUGGAAUUAGAAGAACAUGUACCUCAUUUUAUUUUAAUAGCGUGUUUGUGUUAAUGUAUCAGAGAUAAGUGAAAACCAAAUGAUUUAUUUAGGCCUAUGGGCCUCUUGUUAGAUUUAUAUGCAUUCAAUGAUUGAAUGUAGAAUCAUAGGCGGUAUAAAUAACUAUAAGUACUUGAAUAAAUGUUUUUAUCAUG